UCAAAUAGGUUAAUCUUGUUCUAUUACAAUACAAAUUAGUUUAGUUGUUCUAUAGUAUUGAUAAUAAUACACGUUAUAAAAUAAUUUAAAUAUUCGAAAGCAUUUAAAACUAUUUGUUAUUUAUGUCGAUAACUUCAAGCUUUAGAAAAUGUCUCGACUUAUUGUUAAGAACUUACCAAACAAGGUUACUGUAGAAAAGCUACGAGAUAUAUUCGGUGAAAAGGGGGAAGUAACUGAUGUGCAGUUAAAAUAUACUAAAGAUGGCAAAUUCAGGAACUUUGGCUUUGUGGGAUACCGUACAGAAGAACAAGCUGCAGCGGCAAAAGAACAUUUCAAUGGUACAUUUGUAAACAGCAUGAAGAUAAAUGUUGAAGAUUGUGCAAAUUUAGGCGAUGAGAAAAAGCCGAGGGCAUGGAGCAAAUAUGCAACUGACAGCACAGCAUAUAAGAAACUUCACAAAAGUGAUAUUCCAGAUGUGAAGCCAAAAAAGGAUAAAAUAUCAAAAGCAGAAAAAAACAAAAACAAAAUUAAAGAACUUCUAAAAUUGCACAAAGGAGAUCCACUGUUCACAGAGUUCAUAGAAGCUCAUGUUAAUGAGAAAACUGCUUGGAUAAAAGAUGCAUUAGAGGAAACUAACAGGAGUGAGGAAGAAGAUAGUGGAGUUGAAGAUGAAAGCCCUGAGAAAUCUGAUAAAACGGUUAAAGAAGCAGAGACUAAAGAAACUGACAAAAAAGAAAAUGUAACCAUUAAUAAAAAAAAAAUUGCAGACACACAUAUAAGUGAUUUAGAGUAUAUGAAAGUACUAAUGAAAAAAGUUGAUGGUUACACAGAAAUAAAAGAAUCUAAACAAGAAGAGGAAGAAAAGCCUAAAAAAAUUAGAAAUAGACCUUUGUUGCAUGUUAAAGUUACAGGCUUACCAUUCAAGUGUAAAAAAAAAGAUAUCAAAGAACUAUUCAAGCCUCUAGUGCCAUACUCGAUAAGAUUUCCUUUAGGUAAAGGAAGGAAAGUGGCUGGGUUCUGUUAUGUGGGCUUUAGGACUGAAAAGGAAUUUAACAAAGCACUUAAUAAAGAUAAACUUUUUAUAGGUAAGCAUCGUCUACAUGUUUAUAAAUAUGAAGAUAAAGCUAAGCAAGCCGCUGAGGAAGAGGAACAAAAGAACAUAAAGGAAAAACGUGAGAAAGACGGCAAUGAAGAAACUAUUGGCGAGAGUGGUAGCAUUUUUGUGAGGAAUUUACCGUAUGUUGUAUCUGAACAAGAAGUAACAAAUUUGUUUGAAAAAUAUGGUCCACUCACAGAAGUCAAUAUGCCUAUAGAUCCAGUGCUCCGUCAACCCAAAGGUUUCGCCACGGUCACGUUCGUGAUGCCUGAGCAUGCUGUAAAGGCAUACACGGAGCUGGAUGGUACGGCGUUCUGUGGAAGAAUGCUACAUUUGUUACCGGCCAAAGCCGAAAAACUAAUCGAUGAAGAGGACGAUGAAGGGCUGUCAUUUAAAGAGAAGAAGGCAAAAAAAUUGAAACAGCAAGCAAAGUCGUCGCAUAACUGGAACGUGCUGUUCCUGGGAGCCAACGCCGUCGCCGACGUGGUCGCCGCCAACUACAAUACCACUAAGGAGGUGUUGCUAAGCGAUAGCAAUAAAAAUACAAGUGCGGCUGUUCGUCUCGCUCUAGGAGAGACACAACUGGUUGCCGAAACUAGGGCGUUCUUAGAAUCCAAUGGUGUUUAUUUGGACGCCUUUAACAGACCAGCGAAUAAAAGAUCAAAAACAUGUAUAUUAGUGAAAAAUCUACCAGCGGGAACCGACAGAGAAGAAAUUAAAUCGUUAUUCGUAAAACAUGGUCAAUUGUCACGCUUUGUAAUGCCGAACCACGGUAUCACCGCGCUUGUAGAUUUUAUAGAACCAUUUGAAGCUAAAAAGGCUUUUACUAAGUUAGCAUACUCUCAGUUCAAGUCAGCCCCUCUUUAUUUGGAAUGGGCACCAGAAAAUAUAUUUGUUAAAAAUGCUGAAAAAUCAAAAGAACUUAGUGAAAAAGUCACCGACAGCGAAAUAGUACGAGAGAAGAGUAGUAGUAGAAUUGACGGAAACGAAAAGGUAACGUCAGAAGAAAAAGAAAAAAGCGUGAAACAAGAGAAUGUUAAAGAAAAUAGUAUCGAUGAAAAUAACAUCGAAGAUGAAAUACCCGAGAACGAUACGACGCUUUUUGUGAAAAAUCUUAAUUUCAAAACCACAGAAGAUAAUUUAAAAGCGCAUUUCUCAUGCUGCGGAAAAGUUCACGGUGCUACAAUAGCCAAGAAGAAAGACCCAAAAAAUCCCGGACAAUUGUUAUCCAUGGGUUACGGAUUUAUUCAAUAUAUUAAAAAAGAACAUACAAAUAAAGCUUUGAAAGAACUACAAAGCUCAACUCUUGACGGUAAAACUUUGGAACUGAAACGAUCCGAGAGAGGAAAUACCACGGAAGUGAAGUCAUCUAAGAAAAGUGUUAAGGACACAGUACAAAAUGGCACAAAAAUUCUCGUUAGGAACGUGCCAUUCCAAGCUAACAGAAAUGAAUUACAUGAAAUAUUCAGAGCGUUCGGAGAAAUUAAAACAUUGCGACUCCCUAAAAAGCUAACGGUUGGAUCUGACCAACAUAGAGGAUUCGCUUUUGUCGACUACUAUUCUAAAACGGAUGCAAAGUCUGCAUUUGAAGCUCUCUGCCAAUCAACUCAUCUUUACGGAAGACGCUUAGUGUUGGAGUGGGCUGAUCAAAGCGACGAGGCAGAAGAUGUUGGCUUGUUAAGAAAAAGGACAGCAGAAGCGUUUAACGCGAGGGUUCCCGGAGGCAAAAAGUCAAGAAAAGGAGCAGUUGAUGUUGAAACAUUCGUUGAAACUGAUGAUAAAUAAUUGUUAAAUAUAGUUAAUUUUAUUA
This is a messenger RNA of Vanessa atalanta (red admiral), 2906 nucleotides long. Its product is annotated as probable RNA-binding protein 19. Gene Ontology annotation, molecular function: mRNA binding. Gene Ontology annotation, cellular component: nucleus; cytoplasm; ribonucleoprotein complex. Lineage: Eukaryota; Metazoa; Arthropoda; Insecta; Lepidoptera; Nymphalidae. Bases 149 to 2881 code for a protein of 910 amino acids. The transcript has 15 exons. The record is from RefSeq and is a predicted model, not a curated record.